Nyctereutes procyonoides (raccoon dog) is the source of this 12207-nucleotide messenger RNA. RefSeq names its product tetratricopeptide repeat, ankyrin repeat and coiled-coil containing 2 (gene TANC2). Gene Ontology annotation, biological process: regulation of dendritic spine morphogenesis. Lineage: Eukaryota; Metazoa; Chordata; Mammalia; Carnivora; Canidae. The transcript is spliced from 28 exons. Gene Ontology annotation, molecular function: protein binding. Gene Ontology annotation, cellular component: dendritic spine. The record is from RefSeq and is a predicted model, not a curated record. Bases 244 to 6462 code for a protein of 2072 amino acids.
CCCGCGCCGCCGCUGACAGGAGGACCGCCGCGGGCUGCGCUUGCCCGCCGCGAGGCCCCGCCGCGCCUUUCCGGGGCGCAGACCCACCGCGGGCGUCGGAGCGCAGCGAGGUGCUCUGGGAAUCGCGGGCGGCGCCGGCGGGCGGCGCGGUCCUCACUCGGGAUCCCGGGGACUGGGGCUUGGCCCCGAGGUGCAGCGAGCCCCUCAGAGCCGCAGUUUUGUGAGUACUAGAAUAGCACAACCAUGUUUCGGAAUAGUCUGAAGAUGCUUCUUACUGGAGGGAAAUCAAGUCGUAAAAACAGAUCAAGUGAUGGAGGGAGCGAGGAACCACCAGAUCGAAGACAGUCAAGUGUAGACUCUCGCCAAAGCCGCUCUGGGCAAGGUGGCAUCUCCACAGAAAGCGACUGUGCUUUUGAGCCAGACUACGCCGUUCCACCACUUCCCGUGAGUGAAGGUAUGCAGCACAUUCGGAUUAUGGAGGGCAUGUCUCGCUCUCUUCCAUCCUCCCCCUUACUCACACAUCAGUCUAUCAGUGUUCGGCUCCAACCUGUGAAGAAGUUAACUGCCCCUCUGAGGAAGGCAAAGUUUGUUGAGAGCCCACGAAUUCCAGAAUCCGAGCUUGGCUCACCAACCCUCGCUUCAGCUCAGAAACUGGAUGUGGAUGCAUACUGCCCUGGUGAUGCUGAACAGGAACUUGGUCCCCCUCCAUCUGUAGAUGAGGCAGCAAACACACUCAUGACUCGUCUGGGUUUCCUCCUUGGAGAGAAAGUCACGGAAGUUCAGCCAGGUGACCAAUACAACAUGGAAGUACAGGAUGAAAAUCAGACCUCAGCAAUCACCCAACGGAUAAGUCCCUGUUCCACCCUGACAAGUAGCACUGCGUCUCCACCAGCCAGCAGCCCCUGUUCCACCCUCCCGCCAGUCAGUACAAAUGCAACUGCCAAGGAUUGCAGCUAUGGGGCUGUUACUAGUCCAACCUCUACCCUUGAAAGCAGAGAUAGUGGCAUUAUUGCUACCUUGACAAGCUAUUCUGAAAACGUAGAACGCACAAAAUAUGUUGGGGAAAGCAGUAAAGAAUUAGGAUCUGGAGGAAACCUAAAACCUUGGCAAUCUCAAAAAUCCAGCAUGGAUUCCUGUUUGUAUCGAGUAGAUGAAAACAUGACGGCUUCCACCUAUAGUCUGAAUAAGAUCCCAGAGAGGAAUUUGGAAUCAGUUUUAUCACAAUCAGUACAGUCUAUUCCUCUGUAUCUUAUGCCACGACCAAAUUCAGUAGCAGCCACAAGCUCUGCCCACUUGGAAGACCUUGCUUACCUGGAUGAGCAGAGACACACACCUUUGAGAACUUCUCUUCGAAUGCCGAGACAGAGCAUGGGUGGUGCUCGCACGCAACAGGAUUUAAGAGUUCACUUUGCACCUUAUAGGCCUCCAGAUAUCUCCCUGAAGCCUCUGCUUUUUGAAGUGCCCAGCAUCACUACAGAGUCCGUGUUUGUUGGUCGGGAUUGGGUUUUCCACGAAAUAGAUGCUCAGCUUCAGAGUUCGAAUGCCAGUGUGAACCAAGGAGUAGUGAUUGUGGGAAAUAUUGGGUUCGGCAAAACUGCCAUCAUCUCCAGACUGGUGGCCCUCAGCUGCCAUGGAACACGGAUGAGGCAGAUUGCCUCAGACAGCCCACAUGCCUCCCCCAAACAUGUGGAUGCCAACAGAGAACUGCCACUCACCCAGCCACCUUCAGCCCACUCAUCCAUCCCCAGUGGAAGCUGCCCAGGAACCCCAGAAAUGCGCAGGCGGCAGGAGGAGGCUAUGCGGAGACUAGCCUCACAGGUGGUUGCCUAUCACUAUUGCCAAGCAGAUAAUGCCUACACCUGCCUAGUACCAGAAUUUGUCCACAAUGUUGCCGCCCUGCUCUGCCGCUCGCCUCAGUUGGCAGCCUAUCGGGAGCAGCUUCUUCGGGAGCCUCAUUUACAGAGCAUGCUGAGCCUUCGAUCCUGUGUUCAAGACCCCAUGGCCUCCUUCCGGAGAGGAGUCCUUGAGCCCCUGGAAAAUCUCCACAAAGAGAGAAAAAUCCCAGAUGAAGAUUUCAUCAUCUUAAUUGAUGGAUUAAAUGAAGCAGAAUUUCACAAACCGGAUUAUGGGGAUACAAUUGUAUCGUUUCUGAGUAAAAUGAUUGGAAAAUUUCCUUCUUGGCUCAAACUAAUUGUAACAGUUAGAACCAGUUUACAGGAAAUUACCAAGCUGCUGCCUUUCCAUAGGAUUUUUUUGGAUCGACUAGAAGAGAAUGAAGCCAUAGACCAGGACCUGCAGGCUUACAUCCUGCACCGGAUACACAGCAGCUCAGAGAUCCAGAAUAACAUUUCACUUAAUGGCAAAAUGGACAAUACUACAUUUGGCAAACUCAGUUCUCACCUCAAGACCCUCAGUCAGGGGUCCUAUCUAUACCUGAAACUCACAUUUGACCUCAUAGAGAAAGGCUAUCUAGUGUUAAAGAGCUCUAGCUACAAAGUAGUUCCUGUUUCGCUCUCUGAGGUUUAUUUACUCCAGUGCAAUAUGAAGUUCCCAACCCAGUCUUCCUUUGACCGGGUGAUGCCUCUCCUGAAUGUGGCAGUAGCCUCUCUGCACCCACUGACUGAUGAACAUAUCUUCCAGGCCAUCAAUGCUGGUAGCAUUGAAGGCACCCUAGAAUGGGAGGAUUUUCAGCAGAGAAUGGAGAACCUCUCCAUGUUCCUAAUCAAGCGCAGAGACAUGACUCGUAUGUUUGUACAUCCUUCUUUUCGAGAAUGGCUUAUCUGGAGAGAAGAAGGAGAGAAAACCAAAUUUCUCUGUGAUCCCAGGAGUGGUCACACAUUACUUGCUUUCUGGUUUUCCCGCCAAGAGGGAAAACUAAACCGACAGCAGACUAUUGAACUGGGACAUCACAUCCUCAAAGCACACAUUUUUAAGGGUUUGAGUAAAAAAGUUGGUGUGUCAUCUUCCAUCCUCCAAGGUCUCUGGAUCUCUUAUAGCACAGAAGGUCUUUCCAUGGCAUUGGCAUCUUUACGGAAUCUCUACACUCCAAAUAUAAAGGUCAGCCGGCUGCUGAUUUUGGGAGGUGCCAACAUUAAUUACCGGACAGAGGUUUUAAAUAAUGCUCCAAUUCUGUGUGUCCAGUCUCAUCUUGGCUACACAGAAAUGGUGGCCCUGCUGUUGGAGUUUGGGGCCAACGUGGAUGCCUCUUCUGAAAGUGGCCUGACUCCCUUGGGCUACGCAGCAGCAGCGGGCUACCUGAGCAUCGUUGUGCUGCUAUGCAAGAAACGUGCCAAGGUGGAUCAUUUGGACAAGAAUGGUCAGUGUGCUUUGGUCCAUGCUGCUCUCCGAGGUCAUCUGGAGGUUGUCAAAUUUUUGAUUCAGUGUGACUGGACAAUGGCUGGCCAGCAGCAAGGAGUAUUUAAGAAGAGCCAUGCCAUCCAGCAAGCCCUCAUUGCUGCAGCCAGCAUGGGUUACACGGAGAUUGUCUCCUACCUACUUGAUCUUCCAGAAAAAGAUGAAGAAGAAGUAGAGCGAGCACAGAUCAACAGUUUUGACAGUCUCUGGGGAGAGACAGCACUGACAGCUGCAGCUGGAAGGGGCAAACUGGAGGUAUGCCGUCUGCUCUUGGAACAGGGGGCAGCAGUGGCCCAGCCAAACCGCCGUGGGGCAGUGCCCCUGUUCAGCACUGUUCGCCAGGGCCACUGGCAGAUUGUUGAUCUUUUACUCACCCAUGGAGCUGAUGUCAAUAUGGCAGACAAGCAGGGUCGUACUCCCCUGAUGAUGGCUGCCUCUGAAGGCCAUCUAGGAACUGUGGACUUUCUACUUGCACAAGGUGCCUCCAUUGCUCUAAUGGACAAAGAAGGAUUGACAGCCCUCAGCUGGGCUUGCUUGAAGGGUCAUCUGUCAGUAGUCCGUUCUCUGGUGGAUAAUGGAGCUGCUACAGACCAUGCUGACAAGAACGGCCGCACCCCCCUGGAUCUGGCAGCUUUCUAUGGUGAUGCCGAGGUGGUCCAGUUCUUGGUGGAUCACGGGGCCAUGAUUGAACAUGUUGACUAUAGCGGAAUGCGCCCUUUGGAUAGGGCAGUGGGGUGCCGGAACACUUCUGUUGUUGUCACUCUUCUGAAGAAAGGAGCCAAGAUAGGUUGUCAGACGUUACCGAGUCGCCCACGAGGUCCAGCCACAUGGGCGAUGGCCACCUCCAAACCAGACAUCAUGAUCAUCCUGUUGAGCAAGCUGAUGGAAGAGGGGGACAUGUUUUAUAAGAAAGGUAAAGUAAAGGAGGCUGCCCAGCGCUACCAGUAUGCUCUGAAGAAAUUCCCCCGAGAAGGAUUUGGUGAGGACUUGAAAACCUUCCGGGAACUAAAGGUGUCUCUCCUCCUCAACCUCUCUCGAUGUCGCAGGAAAAUGAACGAUUUUGGAAUGGCGGAGGAAUUUGCUACUAAGGCCCUGGAGCUGAAACCGAAAUCUUAUGAAGCUUACUAUGCAAGAGCAAGGGCAAAACGCAGCAGCAGACAGUUUGCAGCAGCCUUAGAGGAUCUGAACGAGGCCAUCAAGCUCUGUCCAAACAACCGUGAGAUCCAGAGACUCCUGCUGCGAGUGGAGGAGGAAUGCCGCCAGAUGCAGCCGCCGCCACCACCUCAGCAGCCGCCUCAGCCGCCUCUCCCAGAAGAAGCGGAACCGGAACCACAGCACGAAGACAUAUACUCUGUACAGGAUAUAUUCGAGGAGGAGUACCUGGAGCAGGAUGUUGAAAAUGUUUCCAUUGGCCUCCAGACCGAGGCUCGGCCCAGUCAGGGGCUCCCAAUAAUCCAGAGCCCGCCCUCCUCUCCGGCCCAUCGGGACUCAGCCUACAUCUCUAGCUCACCACUUGGCUCGCAUCAGGUUUUUGACUUCCGUUCCAGUAGCUCUGUAGGUUCUCCCACCAGACAGGGCUAUCAAUCCACCUCACCCGCUCUUUCUCCGACUCACCAGAACUCUCAUUACAGGCCUAGUCCUCCGCAUACUUCCCCAGCCCACCAGAGCGGCUCUUACCGCUUUAGCCCCCCGCCCGUGGGAGGACAGGGCAAGGAAUACCCAAGCCCCCCUCCUUCCCCUCUCCGGAGAGGCCCCCAGUAUCGGGCCAGCCCUCCUGCUGAAAGCAUGAGUGUCUAUAGAUCUCAGUCUGGCUCACCCGUGCGCUAUCAGCAAGAAACAAGUGUUAGUCAGCUUCCUGGCAGACCGAAAUCCCCAUUAUCCAAAAUGGCCCAGCGGCCCUACCAGAUGCCUCAGCUUCCUGUGGCAGUUCCCCAGCAAGGGCUUAGGCUACAGCCUGCCAAGGCCCAGAUUGUGAGAAGCAACCAGCCCAGCUCAGCGGUUCAUUCAAGCACUGUCAUCUCCACAGGGGCCUAUGGCCAAGUAGCCCACUCGAUGGCUAGUAAAUACCAGUCUUCACAAGGAGACAUGGGAGUAAGUCAGAGCCGAUUGGUUUAUCAAGGGUCAAUUGGGGGGAUCGUAGGAGAUGGGAGACCUGUGCAACAUGUCCAGGCUAGCCUAAGUGCAGGUGCCAUCUGUCAACAUGGAGGGUUGACCAAAGAAGACCUUCCACAGCGACCUUCCUCAGCAUAUCGGGGUGGUAUGAGAUACAGCCAGACGCCACAGAUUGGGCGUAGUCAGUCUGCAUCCUAUUACCCAGUCUGUCACUCAAAACUAGAUCUGGAGCGUUCCUCCAGCCAGCUAGGUUCCCCUGAUGUGUCACAUUUAAUCAGAAGACCUAUUAGUGUCAACCCUAAUGAAAUCAAGCCCCAUCCACCCACUCCCAGGCCGCUGCUGCACUCCCAGAGUGUAGGCCUCCGCUUCUCUCCAUCCAGCAAUAGUAUCUCAUCAGCUUCCAACCUCACUCCUACCUUCCGGCCAUCUUCUUCGAUUCAACAAAUGGAGAUCCCACUAAAACCGGCGUAUGAUAGGUCAUGUGAUGAGCUGUCACCAGUGUCUCCCACUCAGGGAGGUUACCCCAGUGAGCCCACCCGAUCCAGGACCACACCAUUCAUGGGGAUCAUAGAUAAAACAGCCCGGACUCAACAGUACCCCCACCUUCACCAGCAGAAUCGGACCUGGGCCGUGUCAUCAGUGGAUACCGUUCUCAGCCCCACGUCUCCAGGCAACCUGCCUCAGCCCGAGUCCUUCAGUCCACCAUCAUCCAUCAGCAACAUUGCCUUUUAUAACAAAACCAACAAUGCACAGAAUGGCCAUUUGCUGGAGGACGAUUAUUACAGCCCCCAUGGGAUGCUGGCUAAUGGGUCCCGUGGAGACCUCUUGGAGAGAGUCGGCCAGGCCUCCUCAUAUCCUGAUGUGAAGGUGGCUCGGACCCUCCCUGUGGCUCAGGCAUACCAGGACAACCUGUACAGGCAGUUGUCCCGGGACUCUCGACAAGGGCAGACAUCCCCUAUCAAACCAAAGAGACCAUUUGUGGAGUCUAAUGUUUAAAAGACGUUUGUUGGAGUGAGACCCAUAUGUUUUCACUGCACAUUUUCAGGCUUGGUUUCCACAUUUGAGGUAGUUCUCUGGCUUAAUUUCUCAUGUAGUUUCUGUGUGGUGUUCAGAGGUGGCAGCCCACAUGCCGGAGUUCUUUGCAUGCAGCCGACCGGGAAGCUGGCCUCCAGGGAGCCAGGACUUCGGUUUCUCUCGUCUGUGCCCCAGCCACAUGCUCUCUCCCUCUCUUCCGAUGCCAACGAGGAGAUUGUUGUGCCGUGUGCUUUAACCCAGGGAGAUCAGACACACUGGUCAGCUUUUUCCAGGAGACAAUCGCUUUCACUGAUGUUCUUGUUGUGUGAAUGUCUUUCUCCUUUUUUACAAAAAUAAGGUGUUCUUGUUUGUUUUCUUCUAGGAACUUUAGAAAGAGUAUGAUGCCCCUUUGCCUUUGCAUUCUUAUCCAGUGUUAUCCAAAUAGCCAACCCCAGUGCAUUCUUGUGCCAUGGUCUCCUCCCCAGGACUGCCAGCUCCCUGCAGUCAUCAGGUCUAGAAUGUUCAUUUAGGUUAUUGCUGGUCUUCCUACGGGGGCAGAAGGAUCAAGGAGAAAGAGAAGAAACAGGUCUAUUAAAUUGGAAGAAAAAAACCAAUAUAAUUAUUUAAAAUGUCACUACACUGAUUUUCCAAGAAGUGUUUAUGAGUAUUUAGAAAACAACCAGCCCUUUAAAUAUUUCACUCAGCCAAGGAAAUCGGAUGAGGAUCAUGGAUAUUUUAAAAUAAUUCACCAAGAGGUAUUCUUUAGGUUUUUAGCCAACAAUUAACUAUUAAAAUCUACUGAUUUUUCAGGGGUGGUGGGGGCAGCAUUGGGGAUGGCAGGAAUACAUAAAUAGAGCAAGAGGAAGACUGUUCUUGAUUCUCAGUGAAAGGCUAGAGAAAAAUCUUUGUCUUGGAGAAGUCUGCUCUUUAGGUCCUGAUGUAUCAUUGAGCAUCAUAUUCCACAAAAGCAAGCCCUUCCUGGAGUGUGACUGGUACAAUAAUCCUGUCAGUGGGUCUUCACCCAGAGGCCCGAUUGUGUUCUUACCAGCCCUCCUCUUUAAAACCCACGUGGUAUAGUGAAAAGAUUGGUUCUCUGAGAAGCAAACAAUUCUCUUGGAACUCUAUUCCUGAAGUUUGCACCCAGGGCCACUGCACCCUGUGCCAGAUGUCAUCUGAUUGCAUUUCCAGAUCUAGUUUAAUUAUCUAUUACUCUAGGAAUUGUUUCUUCUUUUCUUUUUCGAGGUAGGAGUGUUUGGGGAGCGAUCUUUGAAAACCAGACACAGCAAAGUGUUUCAGGGAGAAGACAGACCCCUUUCAGCCUUGGGUGGGGGCACAGGAGACAGACAGCAGGUCUUCUGAUCCAGCUACCCUCCACCCUUCUGUGUCUUGUGGUCAUUUGCUGACCUGUCCUGUGCGUGACUGAGGCCAGCAUGAGAUGGACAGCAAGAACACUGAAACCAAAGCCUUAGCACAGGCCUGGUACUGACUGCACAUCAGCUCUGAAAACUUCAGAAACUGGACAAAAGAGAAUUUGUUCUCUGUCCUUAGGAAUCAUUCUGCUCUUGUUCGUAAAGGGCUAUUGGAAGGGCAGUUUCCUGAAUAAAAAUCCAGAUGUGACCAGACCUGUUUGUAAUAGUAAGUGUCCUCUGAAAGUAUCACUAAGACACAGUGAGCAUGAAGCUGAGAUCAGAAACAUUUCGCUACUAUUUUAGAUUCUGCCAAAUAGAUGGACCCUCCGCCCCCAAGCCUGAAACAGGCCAGGACUUGUCUCUCUGUGCUAGAAGCAGACAGCUGGGCCAGCUCAAGACCCAGACUCUUUCCACUCUCUCUGAUGCCUAGGGACUGUCUCCUACUCAGCUAGCCGAGGGCAGGUGCCAGUGUCUUAUCCCUUCUCUUCUCCUUCCACCUCCCUCCCUCCCUCCCUCCCUCCCCCUUCCUUCCUCCCUCCCUCCCUCUCUCUCUCUCUCUCUCUCUCUCUCUCUCUCUCUCUUUCUCUCUCUCUCUCUGAGAAGAUGAAGUGUUCAGCUGUAGCACCAGCCUGCAGCCAGGAGCCCAGCUCCCGCUUUGUCCAGGUCUCAGCCCUAUGGGGCCCUUUGCAUCUCCUCCCUUCGUCACCUCUCACUGAGGAGCUGCUGCUACAUUCUGAGAAAUUUCUGUAUCUGUCAGGAAAGUGCCCCUGCUUAUUUGAAACACCACCACACAUACCACCCGUACUCAGCUGUCUAGGCAAGUGAGCAGGUUCUGCAUUUUACAAACAUGCCACUGAUGCCACUUGUCCCCAGGGUCUUUCGAUUUUCCUGGACAAACCGGAGAUUGCGGGUCUAUGCCUUACUGGGCAAAACACUUAAAACAGUCAAAAUGCAAUUCUUUGUUAGCCAUUGUAUGAGGCAGUGAAUAUCACUACUGGGCUCCAGUUGAGUUUGACUAGAAUAUGCCAACUAGACCAUACUGGGGACAGGCGACCGUUUUUCCCUGUAAGCAGACUGCCUGUGCUCUGUUGCACUACUUCACUGCCAUGGGCUGAUCUUAGUACUGAAUCUCCGAGAUGCCCUCUCCCCCAGCAGCACUUGCUGAGUCAAUGUCUGGCCUCCAGUGGGGGAAGUUUUUCAGAUGAGCCUGGUAGGUUCCACUCACCCAGUUCACAUCACCCUGAAAUGGAGACAGUAGUAACAGACUUCAGCCUCUAGAUUUCUCACCAAAUUGUACGUUUCGUUCACCCAGAAUUCUUGCACUAAUGGGUUCCCAUCACAUGUCUAUAAAUGGGUGCACUUUACUGUUUGAAUUUGUAACUCUGAUAAAUACUGGAUAUUUAAGUGUGCGUGAUGUCUUCAUUAGAAAAUAGCAAAACCGCUCUUGUCUUUUAGUGUAUCUUCCAAGGAAGAAAAAAAAAAGGAAAGAAAUCAAGCAGUGGAUCACAACAUUUAUAGCACAAGAAAUAACUUGUAUAUAAGCAUCAAAAAGAUUAAGGAUUUUUAAAUACAAAAAAAUAUUUGCAGUGAUUUUAAAGUGCUUUUCCAGCAAUUUUCUUAGGGACUCCUGAGACAUGGUUACUUUAUUUACUGGAUCAGUAAGGCACACAAUUAACAAUUAAAAAUUAAUGUUUAUUUACAAAGUAAAGGGAAAACCUGUGUAACAUGAGAAUUUGGCACGGACAAAAUGGAGACCAUUUUGUAUCUGCUGUUGUAUCUUGUCCGGGUUGCAGACGUGCACUAUUAAAGCCCCAAGUUAAUAGAGCACAAACCCUUCUGUUCCUCUCCCAUGUGCCCCUCUUUCUAGAUGUGUUUAACUGAAACUCGAAGGCUCAGGAAAAUCCUACUAAUUAGAAUCAUGUACAGUACCCCAGGUCAUUGUCCAGAGAUACAAGUUUGCUAAUUUAGUCAAGCCUGGAUUAUUAAACACUUUUCCUAAAUUAUUGUAAACAGAUCAGCCUAGAGAAAGGUAUUCUCGGUCCUCAUAUUGUAUAGUAGUUUAUGAACCCCUCUCGAAAUAUUGGUAUUUUUAUAUUCCAGAGAUGUACCCAAUAGAAAAAUUAACCAGUAUCUAAUUUAAUAUCCAUAAGUAUUUUCCUUAGAUAUUUAGUCCUGUACAGUGGGUUAUGUGGACAUCACCUUGCUUCAACCAACCACAUUCUACCACUAGUCACUAGGUGUCACUGUGGCUCUGCACCAGGCUUGUCUGGUGGCAAAGGAGGGCAGCAUGUCCCCCUGGAGGAGCCGCCUCCAGGGUAGCCCGCAGGCCCAGAGGGUUCAGGAAGGAGGGACAGAGGCCUGCAGAGGUGUCUUCACGGAUCUGUGCCAGUUGUGGCAAGAUAAGCUCUUUGAACACUACCUGCUUUGGACCUUGAGCCAGGCAGAGGCUGGGAGAAUGCCGACUAGAACUCACUUGCUCUGGUGGAUGGGUGGGUGUGAGUAAGACUCCUUUACUCCCCACAAGCACCCCUUCUCAGUUCCUCUUGGCCUCCAACUUUUAUAACUCCAGAGAUGUCACAGUUGGGUGGUUUGAUUCAAAAAUAGUUAUUUUUCUACUGCAGAAAUGCCUUGGACAAAACCAGUUGCUCACUGAAUCUUUGCCACAAAACGGAACAGGCUCCCCCUCCCUCUCCCAGCCUCUCCCACCCUGUCUGUCUGUCCUUGGGCUGCCCACUUCUCAAGAAACCAACUUGCAAAGGCAGCCUGCUGCUGCUUCCACACCGAGGCCUGUGCUGCCCCGUUGAGUGAACAUUGGGAGGUGUGGCUUUUUCUCCUUUUCCUCUAGGAAUUCCAGACUGACCAUCUACCAUGACUAAUAACAAUGAACAAAGGGCUUAGGGGUAAGAGCUACCUACAAAGAUGUGUCAUGGAAACCUUCACCAUGCAAUGCCUUGAACUCAGCUCUGGCUGCUCCCAAGAAAAGGUGGCGGCGGGGGGGCGGGGGGCCUGGACACAAGCACAAUGGGAAUGGUGGAGCCACUGUGCAGAGCUACUUGAAUAAUCACUGGGUCUUCAUCAACUCUUAUAACACAGACCACUCAAGGGCUGAAGUGUUGGUAACCUGCAUUUCGGUGUCCAAUGCCUCACAGCUGCUGAACCACCCUGAGAUGCUUGUGGCCACAUGAUGGCCAGUCAGAGCUUUGCAAGUCUGUACCAAAUGAAUGCGUAAUUGGACACCAAAAAUCAAGUGUUACUUUCAUGUUUCCUCACCCAUAUCAUCUCACUUCUUCCUGCUGACUCUGAUAAUCUCCACUAAGCUGACCUGUCAGGUUUUAGCUGAACGCAUAUAGAUGCAGGCCAGUAUCACUCUCGUUUUUCAGACAGACUUACUCUCUGGAAAGGAAGGAGCCUAGCUGCUUUGUUUUUGUAGCACUUACUGGCUGGAGUUUUCUUUUGCCUAAUCGCUAACCAGAACACAUGGUUAGGGGGACUCAACUCAGUCCCUUUGGUCCCCAGGACCAGACAGACAGUUAAUUCUGGAAAUUCAGUACUUGAAUGUACCUGCCUUAUUGUGUACCAGCUUACUGGAAAAAAAAAAAAAAAAGAAAUGCUGGCUCCAGAUCUCGCCUUCAUUGACAGGUUAUUUUGGGAAUCCUGUAAGUUACACUUCCUGUUCCGGUUUGGUUUUGUUUUUGUUUUUGUUUUUUUCCUUUGGCUGAUUCCUGCUGAGUGGGGCCAGUUCCUCAUCAGGCUCAGGGCAGGUGCCAUCCUCAGGCAUGGCCUCCUUUCCAUUUAGCGCAGCAUCUCCGUCUCUGUUCUGUCUCCUCCAAAUCCAAGAUGAUUUUAAUUAGUACAGACAUGUACAGUCUACACUUACAGAGUGAUUUGUACUAAUAUGAUUUUGAUUCCUCCUCCUCUUUGCUGUCCUUUCAAGACACUUGCUGGAAAAAGCUUUAAUGCACUUAGUUUUCCUUUAGGUUUUCUAUGAUUCAGAUGUAAAGGACUUUCUCUGUACAGUAUAUUAUCCAAUGCAUGUUUGUUCUCUCUCCCGAUAUAUUGAACACCACGCAGUUGUGAACUCGUGCAGUGGGGAUGUCCCACACCCAACAGAGGCAUUUAGCCCCCUGUGUAUAAGGAAAGACAUUUUCCUUUGCUGUACUUGCUUGAGCAGUUGUAUUGUCUGUACAUGUGAGCUGUGUGAGAUAGAUGUGAAAAGUUCAAUGAAUGCAUUUCCCUGCCCAUGUGUACAGAUCGCCAUCCGUACAAUGAACUGUAUGUAUGAAAGCAAAUGUACUUAUUUAUAAAGGGUAACACUUGG